Molecule: messenger RNA, 468 nt
Organism: Brassica rapa (field mustard)
Lineage: Eukaryota; Viridiplantae; Streptophyta; Magnoliopsida; Brassicales; Brassicaceae
Product: probable NAD(P)H dehydrogenase (quinone) FQR1-like 1
Cellular component (GO): membrane
Molecular function (GO): FMN binding; NAD(P)H dehydrogenase (quinone) activity
Source: RefSeq, a predicted model, not a curated record
AUGGCUGGGAACAAAGCCAAGAAAAAUCAAAACUUUUCACAGAUUCUUGAGAAGAUUGAAGCAGAAGGACACUUCUUUCAGUGGCAACAAAAGUUUAUAUCGGGCAUGUACUACUCAAUGUACAAACAUGUGGAGAAACUAGCACAAGAGAUUAGGAAAGGUGCUGCUCCUGGUGAUGGUGUCAAUGCCAAACUUUGGCAGGUACCAGAGACGCUCCAAGAAGAUGUGCUCUCUAAAAUGAGUUCACCUCUAAAGAGUGAUGCUCAUCUUAUCACCCCCAACGACCUAGCCGAGGCUGAUGAGUUUGUAUUUUGCUUCUCAAAAAGGUUCGGUAUGAUGGCUGCUCAGUUCAAGGCAUUCUUAGAUGAAACUGGUGGCCUCUGGAGGACUCAACAACUUGCUGGUAAGCCAGCCAGAAUCUUCUACAGCACCGAGUCUCAAGGUGGUGGUCAAGAAACCAUGGUGUAA